AUGAGCUAUUGUCGGACAAGUAAUUAGACAUAUAAGGACGCGCCGAACUCCGACUCGGUUAGGGGGUUCAGCUCGGAGAUCGUCCAAGAUAAAUUAACCUGUGAUGUACAACGAGAGCACCUAUUUUGGGCUCUGUCUCACAAUAGUUUAGCCCUACUCGGAUAUCACACUCUUACAACUUCACGGAAGUCAUGACGGAUACUCCGACCCCAAGGAUCGUAAAGCUUGGUCAGCAUGAGUGGAUGUUCCCAUCUGAACAACUCCAGCAGCUUCCGGACAGUUCUCAUCUCCUUGGCAACCGAGAUGCAUUGCUAAAAGAACUCACUGAAAGGGGGUAUCUCUUCAUCCGGGGACUCCAUGACCGAGACGAGGUCCUCCGCGCUCGACUGGCUGUGAUCAAACAUAUCAAAGACACGGGUGCGGGCCGUCUUGAGGAUGGCACACCAUGGGAGGACGGGGUUCUGGCCCAGAGGUGUGGCAAGGGGUGCAUACCCUUCUUGGAGGGGGUAAAGGAAAUAACUCACAAUGAAAACGUCCUGAAAGUCAUUGAGGGCCAAAGAGCGUUCCAGUUUUUUGGGACUCUGUUCGGAACACCAGUCAGGACGUUUGAUUUCAAAUGGCUGAGAGCCAUCUACCGGGAAGCGUUCACUGGAGCACACGUUGAUAACGUAUACAUGUGCCGCGGGACUGAUCAACUCUGCACGAUGUGGACACCAAUGGGCGAUGUGACAACAAAUAUGGGCACACUCGCCGUAUGUGAAGGGUCACAUAAACUACCAGAGUUCAAGCAUUUCCAAGAAACAUACGGAAACUUCGAUGCAGAAAAGGAGGGUUUAUCUGGGACAGGCUGGUUCACUGAAGACCCUCAGGAGAUCUGUUCCAGGUUUGGUGGCCAGUGGAAGACCUCGGACUUCAUGGCCGGUGAUGUGCUCAUAUUCACAAUGAGGACGGUCCACAUGUCAAGCACCAACACAACAGACUUACUUAGGAUAAGUUGUGACACUAGAUGGCAGCCAGCCCAUCUUCCCAUUGAUGUCCGUUACAUCGGAGACACUAAUAUUGACAAGAUUACGUUUGGAUUACAAUACUCUGGAGGAGACGAAGACAAACACCACGUUACUAUGGAGGAGAUGAAGAAAAGUUGGGGAUUCUAGAUACUGAAUCUUACAAGCAAAAUAUAAUCUACUUCGAACAAUAUUAAGAAAGAUAAACAUGCGAAAGUAAACACUGAACAGAGAAUAUCAUUGUCAUAGCAUGAUAUUAUCACCAUAUGUUUAAAACCAAACAUUUUCUUUAGAUCAAAACAUUAAAAACUAGUGACGGGCAUAUGUGUAAGGAACGCAGCUGAAACGUGACGGUGGGAAGGGGUAUAACAUUGUGCCAUUGACUCUCCGAGAGGAAAUACUCGAGAUUUGGACAUGACAUCACAAUGCCUGUCAAGGAAUGAUGAAUAUCAUAAUGCACUCAAAUCCGUGCUUGGAAAACAAUUCUACGAAUGCUAUCGCAUAAAUAAAAACAAACAAUCGCGUGGUAAAGACAGUGGUUCGAAAGGAACCUUGCCUGCAGAUUUUGGACGGGCGUAAGUUGUCCCGUCACCGCAUAAUAGCGCGGCACUUUCAUCCAUCCAAACCGCACACACCACGAGUGUUAUCGCCUUUCAUUAGUCACGUAGCGAGCAAAUUCUAAAACCAGCGCACAAUAAUCAAAUUUACCCAAGAGAAAAAGAUAUUUGGUUAAAACACCGGGUUCAAAUAAUCGCCGCUGUAACUGCAUGGACUCGGGGAAUGAAAAAGUGAACUAUGUACUUAAACCAUGUGUUUCAUUUAUUCUCAUGUCAAACUACCAGGUGGGCACUUACAAGGUACUAUAAACAAAUUUGAUACAUUAGUGCCAAUGUAUACACAAAUUAUUUGUUUCUUCCCUACAUUAAUUGCAACUUGUUUGUGCCUUGUUGAUUGUCGUCGUAUUAUGCAAGAAUUAAUUGACAUAAAACAUCACAAUUGCGACUAAGUUGCCACCGGAGAAAGGCCGCUCAAACAAUAACAAAGUACACCAUAUUAAUAAAUAAUCGAGAAAUCACCAUGAAAGCACAGGAAACAGACGCAAAUAUACGGAAUGUUACAAAUUGUCAAGAUCGUUUGGCGCCAUUGUGUUUAUGCAUCUAUCGUUUAGGAUAAUGUUCCUGUCUGCGCUGAUAUGUUAGUGACGCAGAAGUGGACGAAACUUUGACAAAAAAUAAUUUUGAGAAAGAUUGACGUUUAUCCCGUUUUCAUUUACAAUGUUCAUGUUUAUGUAAUUGCUAGUGCGCGUUGUUUGACUCCUGCAUAGUAUCUGUAUCAAAAAUGAAGUCAAUCACGGAUGUAGUGCAAACAGUAAGGAAACGAAGGACGGGAGUACAACCAAACUAUACCGUCUGACACAGAAUAAGACAACACAAUUGAAAUCGGUGAUGGGAAAUGGGUACUAUCCAGCAGCAGACUAUAGUUUCACGAGGAGUUAUUCAAUGUGAGACAAACUCCGUCCUUUAGGAAAUGCUGCCAUGGAAGAAUUUAUACUUGGUCAAUCUCAACUGAAGACAUUGGUCUGCAACAAACUAACACUUGCUCAGUUUUUUCGGAUCACACGAGAGCCAACCAGAAUCUUUCAAUGAACAAGAAUCUGUUCCUUUCAAUAGUCAUUGUGCCAACGCGAUAUUUAAGUCAUGAUGCAGUUACACGGGCAUUGCAGUACACGAC
This is a messenger RNA of Lineus longissimus, 2735 nucleotides long. Its product is annotated as 1-deoxypentalenic acid 11-beta-hydroxylase-like. The transcript is spliced from 8 exons. The record is from RefSeq and is a predicted model, not a curated record. Bases 192 to 1154 code for a protein of 320 amino acids. NCBI's taxonomy places the organism in Eukaryota, Metazoa, Nemertea, Pilidiophora, Heteronemertea, Lineidae.